Acipenser ruthenus (sterlet) is the source of this 1571-nucleotide messenger RNA. Its product is annotated as cerberus-like. NCBI's taxonomy places the organism in Eukaryota, Metazoa, Chordata, Actinopteri, Acipenseriformes, Acipenseridae. Gene Ontology annotation, molecular function: morphogen activity. The record is from RefSeq and is a predicted model, not a curated record. Gene Ontology annotation, biological process: determination of heart left/right asymmetry; signal transduction involved in regulation of gene expression. The coding region runs from base 133 to 987 and encodes 284 amino acids. The transcript has 2 exons.
AAACCCCCCACUGACAGCAGCCCAGAUACCCUGACUGGCGUAUCUUUAAAAGGUUCACUUUCAUACCUGACUUGCUACAGCUAAGUUGACCAGCCAACAGGACAACAACGACAGAAUAUCCUGCAAAGAAACAUGUUUUUGAUGCUGCUUCGUUUGCUGGUGAUCAGCGUCCUAACCAGAACAAGCAGUUACGGGUGGACCUUACGCAACCACCACAGGGGUAAGAUAACUGGCUCAGAUACUGAUCGACUGCGGCAGGUUAGGUCUGCUGGUGUGACUGCACUGGGUUUGAGCGAUAGGAGCACUGACGAAGACCCCGAGUUAAAACUGAAACUAGCGAUCGAAACAGUCAUGAACCAAACACAGAAGAACAAUAAUGAAGACAGCAGGCACGCUUUCGCCAGGAUCCCCUUAUCUGGAUCUCGGCCCCAGGAACUCAAUUUGGACGUUGGUCCUGGUCGUGGAAUGAGAGAAACCAUGAAUCACGCAGCUAUCGCCAACAUCUUAGCAGGUGCCAGAUCAACACCAACCGAUAGUUUUAAUAGGCCGCCACACCCUCCUCCUUUCAAACAAGCCAAACAAUUCUGGAACCACUUCGUGAGGAGAAGGUCAGACUCCCAAGAAGCGAUCGUGCCUAUCAAAACCACAGAGGUCCAGCAGCAAACGUGUAAGGCGUUGCCAUUUUUACAGAGUGUAGUCCAUGAGAACUGUGAGAAGGUAGUGCUGAAGAACAGCCUGUGUUUCGGGAGGUGCAGCUCCAUCCACGUUCCCAGAAACGAAGACCAUACGAAGACCAUCUGCUCUUACUGCAUCCCCACCAAGUUCACCAGGAAGACAGUGGAACUGAAGUGCAAGGGUUCCGUCAGCGUCACCAAGCUGGUCAUGCUGGUGGAAGAGUGCCAGUGCGAGGCGCAGAGAGGUCGGCCCCCGCAGCUGGGGCCCUUCUUAUUGGACCCGAGUUUAGGCAUCUUCACCAACCAAGCAUAAGUGGAUUAUCAGCAGAACCUGAACCUAUACAGAACGUAUAUUCUGUUUGUCACAUCGCUGUUCAACUACUGUGCCUAAGUGUGCUGUUGUACUGUAUAUUAGGCAAUGGAUAGUAAACAAUGUAAACACAAUUUCAAACAUGGUUUCAGGUGUUGCACUGGAAUUAAUUGUAAUCUUAGCAUUUCAGUGCCUUGCCUUUAUAUUGAUAUUGUGUAACAGUUGUAUUAUUGUAGAUACUAUACACACUUUCUGUACCCCCCGUACUUAAAACAUUUGAAAUAUCAGUCUACUUACGUUCAUGGCUUACUACCUUGGUUUGCAUUUUGGACCACUACAAAAAAAUGAAAAUAAAUAUGUAUGUAUUGUAAAUCUAAACUGUAUACAUACUAAUUACAUGUACAGCUGAAUUUGAAAUAAAAUCACUGACAAAAGAGAACUGUGUAUCUUCAUACACAUAGGUCCUUAUUUAUGUAAAAGACAAAGGUAGGUUUUCUGAAAGGAAUACAACUACUUUAAUGGUAUAAAACCAAGCAAGAAACAGCUUAGUUGUAGAUACAGUAAGACCUGUUCUUGAUGUUGUGUCU